AUGGGGGGGUGCGGCUCUAUUACAAACUGCCCCAGCGGGACUCCCGUGGACUCCGGACCGGACACAGCCACACAGCCCGCCUGCUGCGGGCACACAUGUCCCGAUCAACGCUUCACUCCCAACCGGGGCGAGGAGCCGCCCUCCCCGCGGGCAGGUCCACGGGAGAACGGCCGUGGUGGAGGGAGGGAGGAUGAUCUGGACGACGAGCUGGACGCUUCACAGCUUGGGAGAUUUAUGAAGACCAGAUGGAGAGCCCGGUCCUGCCGCUACCCCGGCCGGCGCUCCUGGGACGCGGUCUCUGGGAGUAACGAGAGGAAGCGGGUGGAGUUCGCCGACUCCAUGGGUCUGAACCUGGCCAGCGUUAAGCACUUCCAGCGCGCUUGGGAGGGACGCAGCAUCCCGAGUAAAGUUCUGUCCAGACACAAGAGCUUCCCGCCGCCGCAGCAGCGACUUACUGAACGGGAGCUGUGCCAGACCUUCACGUCCGGCCUGCUCCGGACCGGGGCUGCUCACCUGCUUCCCGAGCCCCGGGAGGUGCGAGCCGGCAGGCGUUCCCGCCUGCUCCGCGUCUGGCCUGAGGAAGGUCACCAUCACCCAGGUUUCGACGUGCGGGGACAGAUCCGGGUCUUUACGGACUGGAGCAGCAAAGAGGUCGGAGCUGAGGUACCACCUUCAACGGACUGGCUCUCCUACAUCGACGGCAUGGCUCUGCCCGUGCCGGUGGCGGAUCAGCCGGGCUUCGUGGGGGGGGAGCGCUUCAGUUCACCGGUGUUCACGCCGCCCUCAUGCGACCCCAGCUCGGCGUUGCACUUCGCACUCUUAAAACACACGGGGUCGUAG
Morone saxatilis (striped sea-bass) is the source of this 840-nucleotide messenger RNA. It is a transcript of the gene ppp1r3g, whose product is annotated as protein phosphatase 1 regulatory subunit 3G. NCBI's taxonomy places the organism in Eukaryota, Metazoa, Chordata, Actinopteri, Moronidae. The record is from RefSeq and is a predicted model, not a curated record.